AUGGCACUAGGUUAUCGCUUUCAAAUGGAGAAAUGGUUGGAGGUAUUGGGUUGUGGGGUGACAGAGCAGGAAAUAUUAAAGAGAAGCGGAAAAAUGGACAAUGUUGCCUGGGCAUUUGGACUUGGAUUGGAACGGUUAGCAAUGGUCCUGUUUGACAUACCAGAUAUACGACUUUUCUGGUCCAAUGACGAACGGUUCACUUCUCAAUUUUCCAAAGGUCAGCUUGGUGUGAAGUUCAAAACAUUUUCAAAGUAUCCUCCUUGUUACAAAGAUAUGAGUUUCUGGAUUAGUGAUUCAUUCACGGAAAAUAAUCUUUGUGAAGUUGUUAGAGGAAUCGCAGGUGAUCUUGUGGAGGAGGCAAAGUUGUCCUAUGAUCCUAUCUGUUUAAGAGGUAUACUCUUGGCUGUGGUGAUGGUUCAUGCCUUUAUGGAUCCAAGACAAGCGAUUUUUGGUUCUGCUAAAGCUUGGCUUGCCAAAAGCUCAUUUGUUUGCUCAUCUGAGCUGACCUUCAGCUCAAAAGUUUGGCUUGUUAUGUAA
Ilex paraguariensis (yerba mate) is the source of this 537-nucleotide messenger RNA. NCBI's taxonomy places the organism in Eukaryota, Viridiplantae, Streptophyta, Magnoliopsida, Aquifoliales, Aquifoliaceae. The record is from the annotation of a GenBank genome assembly.